GCCGGACCCCUCCCUAACCCCUCUAUUUUUUUUAUUUUUGUCUUUCUCUCUUUCUUCUCCAUCGAAAUAUAAUAACUCGUCAGUUUGUUUCUCUCUCGGCCUCUCCCCUCACCCUUUCCCUCUCUCUCCCCCCAAAAAACUUGGUCUUUUUAUUUUUCCUGUCUCAAAAAAAUGGCGAUCGCCGAGACCCACCCGCAACAACAAGAGAAGGUUUCUUCAGAGGCUUCGGCAGCUGAAAAGAAAAGAUGGACACUUAGCGAUUUUGACAUUGGGAAGCCUCUUGGACGAGGAAAGUUUGGUCACGUUUAUUUGGCUAGAGAAAAGAGGAGCAAUCAUAUCGUGGCACUCAAGGUGCUUUUUAAAAGCCAAUUGCAACAGUCUCAAGUAGAACAUCAGCUACGUCGUGAAGUGGAAAUACAAAGUCACCUGCGCCAUCCCAAUAUAUUGAGGCUUUAUGGUUAUUUCUAUGAUCAGAAACGUGUUUAUCUAAUACUGGAGUAUGCAGCCAAGGGUGAGCUAUACAAGGAACUCCAGAAGUGUAAAUACUUCAGUGAAAGGCGUGCAGCUACUUAUGUUGCAUCAUUAGCUCGGGCACUCAUUUAUUGUCAUGGAAAGCAUGUAAUACACAGAGACAUCAAACCUGAGAACCUGUUAAUUGGUGCACAGGGUGAACUCAAGAUUGCAGAUUUUGGAUGGUCAGUGCACACAUUUAACCGCAGGCGGACUAUGUGUGGUACACUUGAUUAUCUUCCCCCUGAAAUGGUUGAAAAUGUAGAGCAUGAUGCUAGUGUAGAUAUCUGGAGCCUUGGCGUGUUAUGCUAUGAGUUUCUUUAUGGAGUCCCUCCUUUUGAGGCCAAGGAACACUCUGACACAUAUAGAAGGAUUAUGCAAGUGGAUCUGAAGUUCCCUCCUAAGCCAAUUGUUUCAUCUGCAGCUAAGGACCUCGUUAGUCAGAUGCUUGUCAAGGAUUCCUCGCAGCGCUUACCACUACAUAAGCUUCUUGAGCACCCAUGGAUUGUUCAGAAUGCUGACCCAUCUGGCAUCUAUAGAGCUUAAGAUACAUCUGUUCCUCUAAAUUCUUUUGUGAGGAUGAUUGUGCAAAGAUGGUUUCAAAUUAAAUGUUAUGGUUCUUGACACUCUGAAUCCUUACUUUGCAUGUGUCUCCAAGCUUUGUAGUAAUAACAGCAAUUUGUUUGUUAAAUCUAUUGUAAUUCAUUUGUAUGUUAAAAUAGGACGGAUAUGUUGUUCGGUGGUGCGGUACCACCAAAAGUUUAAACUCCCCUUACUCCAGAAAUUGACAACCUAGACAUUAAUUUGUAAGUUUCUGUGGGUUCAAAGUUAAAGAUGAAUGUGUGUCUUGGUGGUUGAAACCAUCUCAUUGUUCCUCA
This is a messenger RNA of Theobroma umbraticum, 1388 nucleotides long. It is a transcript of the gene AUR1, whose product is annotated as ataurora1. Gene Ontology annotation, biological process: protein phosphorylation. Gene Ontology annotation, molecular function: ATP binding; protein kinase activity. Lineage: Eukaryota; Viridiplantae; Streptophyta; Magnoliopsida; Malvales; Malvaceae. The record is from RefSeq and is a predicted model, not a curated record.